CACGUUGAUUGAUAUGAGGAGAAAAGACGUGGGACAGUCUUGGAAAUAUGCUGCAUCUGUUUACUGCCAAAAUAAUCUCUCCUCUGGAAUCCCUUCACUCCUCAGAACUCACUUCACUCCUCAGAACAGCUUAUCAUUGAAUGGCUAUGGCGCUGCCUGUAGCCUUUCUAUCUGAAGACCAGUUCACCUGCUCGAUCUGUCUGGAGGUGUUCAACAACCCAGUCUCAACACCAUGUGGCCACAGCUUCUGCCAGGCCUGCAUCUCCUCCUACUGGGACGGAGGAGGAAGGGGCACCUUCCAUGAGUUUUAUGAGUGUCCCCUCUGCAAGGAGUCCUUCAGAAAGCGACCAGAGCUCCAAAUCAACCGAACCCUGAAGGAAAUUACUGAACAGUUCAAGCAGAUGGCCAACACUGGAGUACCAAUAGAUGAAAGAGGUAGAGGAGGAGUGGAUGUUCCAAACUCAAAAAAAAAUCAUCAUCGCCUGGCCCUGUCUCCACCACAGAGGCUGGGGGAGAUGCCGGAGACCAUCUUUGCUGAGAUGAUGACUCGUUUUCAGCGGCUGUCAACUUCCGGGAUACCUCAGACCACCCUCCCCUAUCUCAAUGACCCUCACCCCCAAAGCCCCAGUCCAGUCAACGCUCAGACGUCCUUCCAUGCUCAGAACAAUGAGCACCAUGACCCGCUUCCACCCUACUCACGUCCUCGCAGGUACACUCUGAGCGGGCCCGGUGACUCUUCACCCAAUCUGCCUCUGUGUCCUGUCCACCUGAGAGGUCUCGAGUUCUUCUGUCAUACUGACAACACCUGUGUCUGCUGCAUCUGUAUGGAGACAGCAGAGCACCGAGGACACCGCGUCAUCCCUGCUCAGAGAGAGUGGCACAUCAAGAAGUCCCAGUUAGGUCUUGCAGAGGUGGAGCUGAAGGAUCUCAUCUGUGAGCGAGAGAGGAAAGUAGAAGAAAUACAAAACUCCUUACGAGAGAUAAAGGCUGCUUCUGAGAGAGAGACAGAUGGAGCUGUCUGUGUCUUUUCCAAGCUGAUCUCCAGUUUGGAGCAAUGCCAAGCUGAAGUCUUGGAGGUGGUAGAAAUGAGUCGGCGAGCGGCUGAGCACCGAGCUCAGGGCCUGUUGAGAGAGCUGGAGGAGGAGAUAGCUGAGCUAAAAAAUAGAAGUACAGCACUGAGCCAGCUGGCUCUGUCUGAAGACUACGUACUCUUUCUCAAGUUGUUCCCUACCCUGUCCGCCACUCCAUCAGCUAAGGACUGGUCCAGUGUCUCUGUGGUGUCGGAGCUGACCUCAGGGGUGAUUCUCAGGACUGUCACCCAAAUGAUGGAGCGCUUUCAGGAAGAGAUGCAGAAACUGCCAGAAGUCUGCCAGCGAUCCUCAUUGGGCCAGUCUGUACCCAGGCCCAACCCAAAGACAAGAAGGGUUCAAGAAUAUGCAGCCAACAUCACUUUAGACGCCAACACAGCACACCCACGUCUCGUCAUCUCAGCAGAUGGGAAGCAGGUGCACUGUGGUGACCGCCAUCAGUUGGUACCUGACAACCCUGAGCGCUUUGACCGGGUGGUGUGUGUGCUAGCCCAUCAGGGCUUCAGCUCAGGACAGCAUUACUGGGAGGUGGAGGUGGGAGAAAAGACUGACUGGGACCUGGGAGUGGCAAGCCGUUCCAUCAAUCGGAAGGGCAAAAUCACUGUAAGCCCCGCCCAUGGCUACUGGUUCCUCAGCUUGCGAGAUCGGAGCGACUACGCCUUCCGAACAGAACCUUCAACCGCCUUGACAGUCAGCCAUAGACCCUCCCGGAUUGGAAUCUAUGUGGACUGUGAUAAAGGACUGGUGUCCUUCUACAACGUGGAGGCCAGACUGCUCAUUUAUACAUUCACAGAUAUUUUUUCUGACACUAUCCAUGCGUUUUUCAGCCCCUGUACUAAUAAAUCAGGACGGAAUAAGGCUCCACUAACCAUUGUUCCUGUUGCAAAGACGGAAUGAAAUGGGCCAACAAGUUAAAGACACAUUUACUAAUGGGGAAUGCUCCUACAUGCCUCCAUGUAUGUCAGAAGACUAGAUGCACAAACAUACUUCUAGAACAGAGAUGAUCACAGCUUCACUUCAUUUGUUUAUUGCAUUAGAGUAGAUAAUGAUCCAUUAGCAUGUUAACGUCAUAUUAUACAUGGCCACAGAUAGCAUGUUAACAUUAUGUAUGUAUUAUGAGAAUAGGAUACUGGUUUCAAGAUAAUAACUAUUUAUCCAAAUUCAAAUGCUCAUACAACACGUUUUUUUAAGGAUUCCCUGGCAUCUGUUUUUGGGCCUAUAGAGCAAGUGUAGUAGAAUCCCUCUGUGGCCGAGCUGGUUUAAAGCAUUCAAAUUAAGGAUUUCCUCUGAGUGAGCAGUCUGACUUCCUAUUGGCUCAGGAAGUUGGAUUUCUUUCCCCAACAAAUAAGAUUAGAGAUAAAUUGGACCUACUGAGGCAUUUGUGUGAGCAGUAGUCUUGGGAAAGGUUUUCUGUAGCAUUAUAAAUAAACACAAUAUCAUGAGUAACAUAGACUUACUGUAUUUGAUUUUCCCCCACAAAUUCUAUAAAUACGCACUUUCAUUUUAUGGGCUAUGUAUACGUCGUCCUUGUCUCCCCCUCUUUCGACUCCAACCAACCUCCAAUUUCCAGAGCCAAUCGUUUAGAAGAAAUCAGCCUGAGUUUCCAAUGUGAGCCUAUGAGCGUUCAGAAAAUGGCGAGGGGAGGGUCUAGAGCCAGGACAACAGGCAGAAGUACUGUUUUUAAAACAUUAUUACUCAUCAUCAAAAUGACAGAAACGUUCUUAAGGUCUCAUACAAUAUUGAGUUACUUCUUGAAAAUAUUUGGACUUUUUGAAAGGUUUCACAUAUUUACAGAGGCACUUUUUCUGAUGUGAAUGUGAGUGGAAAUUCCCAGCUGUCCAGAAUAAUGUGAGCCGUCAUGGUAAUCUGUGUCUACUGACAAUUUUUUCAAGAUUUCUGCGCAUUUAUAUUUUAUUGGACUUUUUACUGUGCUGUGUGUCGGGAAUGUCUGGAAUACAGUGAGUGUACUAUAAAGCGCAAAUUGGCUUUUUAUCGAACCACGCAUUACUGACCAUGUUUACACUUUACACACUAAUCAAUCAAACUGUACACCAAAAAACAUAGGUAAAAAAGGCUUUUGAUUUUAUUUUGGCAAGAGGUAUUAUAAAAUUGGUGUAGUGGGUGUCGGAAAUAAAGUUUUUUAGAUAGUAGAUUUAAAGUUUAUUACAUUAGUCUGAAGGAUGAACAAUGGAAUGGGUGAAGUACAUAACUGUGUGAUGACUUGUGAUUUCAGGAAGAACUGUAUAAAAUGCCUUUUUUGUAAUAAGCAUGGCUCAAACGUCUCCUGUCUGAGGACAGAAACUAUUGUCCUUUUGGUGGCUUAAAGAUUGUAUGUAAGGACAGCUACUUUUAAGGGAUGAGAGAGAACACUGGCAUCUUCUCCUGUGCGCACGUAAUAAAGGUUUUGAUUCAUCA
Messenger RNA from Perca fluviatilis (European perch), 3503 nucleotides. Its product is annotated as E3 ubiquitin-protein ligase TRIM39-like. The record is from RefSeq and is a predicted model, not a curated record. NCBI's taxonomy places the organism in Eukaryota, Metazoa, Chordata, Actinopteri, Perciformes, Percidae. Bases 141 to 1985 code for a protein of 614 amino acids. The transcript is spliced from 11 exons. Gene Ontology annotation, molecular function: zinc ion binding; protein binding.